Messenger RNA from Centruroides sculpturatus (bark scorpion), 1150 nucleotides. RefSeq lists its product as uncharacterized. The record is from RefSeq and is a predicted model, not a curated record. Gene Ontology annotation, molecular function: monooxygenase activity; iron ion binding; heme binding. Bases 20 to 1150 code for a protein of 376 amino acids. NCBI's taxonomy places the organism in Eukaryota, Metazoa, Arthropoda, Arachnida, Scorpiones, Buthidae. The transcript has 8 exons.
CUGCAGAGCAAUAUUGACCAUGUUUCUGUUGAGUUCGUGCCAAAUUCUGUUAAGUUUAAUUAUUAUUUCUCUUUUUGUGAUAUAUUCACUACGAAAGAAAUGGAGAAACGGAAGGAAACAACAGGAAAAUGAUUCGACAUCGAACAAAUAUGGAGAGAAUUCGUCUGUAUCUGGAGAAAAUAAAGACAACGGCCAGGAGUUAAAAAAGAGUCUUCCGACUAUGUCCAUUUUACCAUUUUUGUGGAAUAUUGUAUUUUCUCAAUGUGACAAACAAUACCACGAUUCAUACAUCGGCAUUUUGAAUACAAAUCUCUCUACCGGACUUCCUAUGCUAUUUACAAACGAGAAAGUCGUCUGUAUAAACAUAUUUGGAUAUAAAUUAAUUUUUUUCUUACAUCCAGAAUCUGCAAAGGAAGUGUUACGAAGCAACAGUUUAACAAAUAGGGAUUCUGUCCAUGAUUUCUUCAAGCCACUUUUCGGAGACAACAGUUUUCUGUACAGUUCUGACGAUGAUUGGAGAAGAAGAAGAAAAUAUUUCGCUCCACAUUUUCAUCUUCGGAAUCUGAAAGAUGAUCAAAAUGUAUUUAUGGAGCAUUCAAACGUCUUAGUGGAAAAACUCAAACAAUUGCAGAAGAAUGAAAUAUUCGAUAUCCUGGAAUGGAUGAAAUAUUGCACACUCGACAUCAUUGCAGACAUUGCAGUAGGAGUUUCUCUACAUUCUCAGACUACGAACGAUCAGGAAUAUAUGUCUGCAAUGCGCAGCGAGAUCAUGCCCUUAUUAGCAUUAGGAUCUCUGCUUGCAUCUAUGUUAAUCACUCUAGGAUUGUUAGGCCCUAUAAUGUUGGGCCUAAGCUGGGAACUCAUCACUGACAUGCUAAAAGACAUCACUGCCCAGAAUUUUGUUGUCAGUAACAGGGCUGCAACUGUAAAAGUCGUUGAUGACAUCAUCGAUAAAGUUAAUCUUGCUUGUGAUACUCACAUACCCAGGAAAUGCAGAGGGAGGCCGCCUGAUCCCUGGUGGACUCUUCAACUGACACAGAUGAGAUUCAUCAAUAACAAUUAUCUACACAGAUAUCAAGUCUGUCAUCUGACACUAUCUUCAUUUGAUCCCUGCACAUUAUUGUACAUAUCAUUAUUCGUUCUGUUGUAA